UCAUAUUGAAACUGCUAAUGAAUUAAAUGCAGGAUUAGAAAUCGAAGUUGUCGUCAAGGUACUCUUCCUCAAUAAAAUCUUCUUUAUCAUCCUUGGGCUUCUCAGCCUCUGGGACGUUCUUAACAGGUGCUUUAUCUUGUGGCUUUGAGGUUGUGUCAGGGAUCGGAUCUUCAAUGCUCUCAUCAAGGGGUUCUUCAACCUUCUUAUCUUCUACCUUUGGAGCUGGGGCUUCUUCAUCAGAGAAUUUCUCGUAGUCGUCAUCAAUACUUUCCUCUUCAAACUUAUCAUUCGGUGCUUCAUGCUUGGGCUCCGAUAGUUUUUGGUUCGUUUCUGGCUUAGUGAUUUUCUUCUCCGAAACAGGUUCCUUCUCACUUAUCUCUUUGGGAGUCUCUUUCGGCUGUUCUAAUGAAGGUUCUUGCUUGACGUCUCCUUUUUCAGAGCCAUCAUCUCCAAAAGCGAAGGGCUUAGAUUCACUUUCAUCUUUGUGAGGCUUCUUUUCUUCCUCAAUCUGGCUAUCAGGCUUUUCCUCUUUAGAAUCGCUAGCUUUAUCAGGUGUUGGGAUAGUCUCAAUGUUCACUUUAUGCGAGGAUUCCUUCUUAGAGCUUACUUUGGAGCGGUUGCUUUUGGAGCUAGGAGCUUUCUCUACCUUCUCACUAGGAAUGUGUUUAUAAGGAUCUUCAGUCUUCUUCUUCGUCUGUGAUUUUCGAACAUCUUUAGUAGCUUUUGUCUUCUGUUCCCUGUCUUUUAGCACAGGCCGGUAUUUGGAAUUCUUACCUGGCGUCGCUCGUACGGCCUUUUUGGAGCUAACGGGAGUCCGUUUUUCAUAUAAGGGUGUCUUCUUCUGCACUUCUUGCUUGUUCCGCUGGAUGAAGUCAGUAGUUUUCUCACGCUUUUUAUGCUCAAUCCCAUUACCACCUGCGCUCUCUUGGUCUCUAUUAUGAGGCGUAUCUCCUGCAGCUGCAAUAGAAGGCAAUCUUCCAACAGAUCUCUGAUUUUUAAGCUUCUUCUUCCUCAGCAUGUUUUGGAUCGGCUGAAGUUUGUUCCUUUGAAGGCUCUUUUGGAGUCUUUUUCUCUUCCGGUAUUCCUCUUCAAACUUUUUAGUAUUAAGCAUGGCGUUUUGGUUGACUAUCCGAUUCAUCAAUUUCAUAUUCUCUUGGUCUAUCCGCUCUAGCUCUUUUCUUUUAGUCACACAAUUCAGGGAUUUGGGUCCUUUACGUUUCUUUUUAGGCUGCUUAUGGUUCAUACCUGGCGCAGCAAAUUUCCCUUUGGAGAUUUCGAGUAAUUUAUCCAGUAACAACUGGUUGCUCUUAUUUAAUCUCAUUUAUACGCUCGUUGGCUUUAAAUUCAUGAGACUUGAACCUGUUGUUGAGAAUACGGAGCUUCAACAUCUCUGCUUCCUCGUCAAUAACUCCUCUGUUUUCAAGCUCUCUUCUGAUUGACUCAAGUUUGCUUUUGUGGAUCUCGUAUGAGUUAAAAUGGUCGAUGAAUUCAGCAAUAUUAAGGUCUUUUGGAGCUAUAAACUCCAUAUUGUUCGAAAAUUCCAUAAUUAUUUUAUUUCCUAUAUUAAUUUUUAA
Moneuplotes crassus is the source of this 1574-nucleotide messenger RNA. The record is from the annotation of a GenBank genome assembly. Lineage: Eukaryota; Ciliophora; Spirotrichea; Euplotida; Euplotidae.